AUGGCUAGGAUACGGGCGGGUCCGGCCGCGCUGCGACUGCGACGGGCGGUUGGUGGCAAUCCCAUGUCACGUCCGCUUUCACGACCGCUUGCACACCCGACUACGCGACUGUCGAUAAGCGCAUUACGCACAAGAUGCAUUGCGACGAAUGCUGCGAUCCAGGAACCUGAUGUGGAUUUCCCCGCGGGAGUACCCCCAGUUUCGGUGCCGGCGUCGUCGAAGGUGGAGGAGCGGAGGAAGGCGAUUAAGAACGCGAAACCUUUUUCUGAUUUCCUGACGGAUACGUUCAAUCGGCAGCAUGACUAUCUCCGGAUCAGCAUCACAGAGCGCUGCAACCUGCGGUGUCUGUACUGCAUGCCAGAGGAGGGCAUACCGCUAUCACCCCCCGCCAACAUGCUCACCACACCCGAAAUCUUCUACCUCUCCUCCCUCUUUGUCUCGCAAGGCGUAACCAAGAUCCGGCUCACAGGCGGCGAGCCCACGGUCCGCCGCGACAUCGUCCCGCUCAUGCAGCAAAUCGGCAGUCUGCGCCCGCGCGGCCUCCGCGAACUCGCCCUCACAACCAACGGCAUCUCGCUGCACCGCAAACUAGACGCCAUGGUCGAAGCAGGCCUGACCGGCGUCAAUCUCAGCCUCGACACACUAGACCCGUUCCAGUUCCAGAUCAUGACCCGAAGGAAAGGCUUCGACGCCGUCAUGAGGUCAAUUGACCGCAUACUCGAAAUGAAUAAGCUGGGCGCGAAUGUUAAGCUGAAGGUCAACUGCGUCGUCAUGCGCGGUCUCAACGAGCGCGAAAUCCUGCCUUUUGUCGAAAUGGGCCGCGAGAAAGACAUCGAAGUGCGGUUUAUCGAGUACAUGCCUUUCGGCGGGAACAAGUGGAGCGAGAACAAGAUGAUCAGUUUCCAAGAGAUGCUAGACAUCAUCCGCACGAAAUACCCCGGCCUAAGACCCGUCCCUGGACACAAAAACGACACGAGCAAAACAUACGAAGUACCUGGUUUCGUGGGCAAAGUCGGCUUUAUAACCAGUAUGACGAACGAUUUCUGCGGGUCCUGCAAUAGACUUCGCAUUACGAGUGACGGGAAUCUCAAAGUCUGUUUGCAUGGUAAUGCGGAGGUGAGCUUGAGAGACGUGCUCAGACAGGGUAAUAAUGGCGAGCCUAUUGACCAGGAAGCGUUUGAGCGUAUCAGGCAGAUCGAGAUGGACCGGCACGAGGGCCGGCUGAGCGACGAAACGGUGCUGGGCUGGGGCCAACGCGAGCGCGAACUUCUGGAUGUUGUUGGAGCUGCUGUUAAGAGGAAGGCGGAGAAGCAUGCUGAUCUGGAUGAUUUGGCCAAUGGGGAGAAUAGGCCUAUGAUUUUAAUUGAUGGUAAACUCUUGUCCAGCCUGGAUUCCCAAUGGCCUACAUCGCGAACACCUUCCUACAGCCACUCCAACCCCUUGCGACCACGCUCCAGCAUGCCCACCUCGCCCCUCCCUUUCCUACACACCACCUCUCAUCCAACAACAACAACCACCCGCGCCUUCUCCACAUCCCCCACCCCCUUCGCAAAGAAAACCUACCAACUAAAACGACUCGCCAAAGCCAAAAGGCUCCUAAAGAACAUCGAUACAUCAAGAUCCACAGACGCCUUCGGCGUCCAACAGUUUCUAGAGGACGUCGAAGCACCGAAUGAAUCCGAAAACCUCCUGAAGGAUAUCGAGAAGAAGAUUGCGAACCUACAUCGUCGCAUUGUGGAGGUUGAGAGGGGGACGCCGCUUGCUUCUGGUUCUGCUUCUGCAUCGCAGGUGCCGGACCCGCCAGUAUUGAUUAAAGAAAGUGUGGCGGAUGCGUUCGAUGCCGUUGGCACUGCUGUUGGUAAUGGAAACGAUAAUGCGACGGGACCAAGGAAAAGGAAAGGCAAAAACGAGCGCGAGCGAGCCCGAAGACGCGAACAAGAAAGAUACCGGAAAGAGAAGAUGAAGGAACUCAGUGUACUAUUAGCGGAGUACAAACAACAAGCCGCAGUCGUCAAAGCCGAAGCAGAGAGGCACGCUGAGAUGCGCAAGCGACGAGAAGUCGUUCUAGCGAAGAAACGCUUACUACUCCGCCAACUACACCAACACGAAGAGGAGGAGCGCAGGGCCAGUCUCGUACGCAUAUCUAGCCAGGCUGAUAGCUCAGGGGCGUUGCCGGAGGGAUUUGAGCUUGAUGAGGUACUCGAUGAUGCGAUGAAGAAGGUUAAGAAGAUGCCGAUGCAUCCGCCGAGGGAAGAAAGGGUGGUUAAAGAGAGGGAGGUGAAGGAUGUGGAUGUGCCGAGGGCGAAGAGGGUGGUGUGGCCGGCGGGGAAGGGGGCUGUGAGUGUGCUGAAGAGGGGUGGGGAUGGGGAUGGGGAGGAGGUGGUGGGGGAGGAGGUUAUGGAUGGGGAACGAGCUGAUGCUGGGGAAAUUUUCACGAUUGAAUCGGGUCAGGAAAAGACAACGGUCAUUACCAGCGGGUCGACCGACGAUCUGUUGGUAGAUGAGCCAGUUGACAUGACUGCCGACGAUGUCACCACUUCCGUCGCAAACGCAGGAGAUCCCUUCCCUCCCUCGUCCCCCCAGCAAAAGCCAUCAAUCAAAGCCAGCAAACCCAUCAAGAAAGACACUCCACGCCCACCACCAUCCCCACCGUCCUCCAAGGACGACCUACGCCUCAACAUCCCUCCCUCAGGCAUCGUCCCCAUCGACGCCUCCCUAAUCCUCUCCCUCGACUCCCCCGUCCCAGCCCUCCAAUCCCAAGUCCUCGCCCUCCGCAACCGCCUAAAAUCCUCCUACCCCCGCAUCGACAACCUCCCCUACGACGUUUGGACCUCGUCCAACAAACGCACCCUGCAAACCUGGCUCAAGAUCCUGAUCAGUCGGUGGAAUGAGCGCUUUGACCAUGUUGAUCGUACGGGCCAGGUUGAUAAGGGGAUUGUGGAUGAGAGGGUCAAGGAGGUACUGGAUAGUAUGGUGAGGGAACAUGAUUUGGGGAAUGAGGCGGCGGAACGUAUGGCGAUGAGGUGGCAUGAGGUUUUUGGGGGGAGGGGGGAUAUGUGGGGGGAUGCGGAGGGGAGGUUGGACUGGGAGGAGAUGGAGGCGGGGGGGUUGGGGUUUUUGGGUGUGGAGACUGAAGAGGUGGAUGGUGGGGUGACGGUGCUGGAGCAGGAGGUGGGCAAGACUAGUGAGGAGGUGGAUGUCGAGAAGAAGAACAUUGAGCCUUCGCCUGCGAGGACGGCGGGAAGUGGUGUGACAACGAAUGGGGUUAUGGGUCGCAGGAUGUAUUCGACGUCCACAAGGCGGGGCUUUUGGUCUUGGUCCAAGAUCUUGGGGACGGAGGGGAAAGACGAAAAGAACGAGAAGAAAAAGGAUUUGAAGCAGCGUUAUAGGACAGACGCCAUACCAGACAGCACGACCCAGCCAAAACCCGCUGCUCCACCGCCCGCCAAACCAGUCGCGAAGAUCGAAACGAAAACGCACGAAAAGACCAACGUCCAACCCAUCGCCAAACCAGAAAGCCCGACUCAGCCCAAGCCCGCUGCUACGCCGAACACCAAACCAGUCGCGAAGAUCGAUGCAAAAAUGCACGAGAAGAUUAACGUCCAACCCAUCGCCAAACCAGACGUCAAGCCCGACCCGAAGCCCCAACCCAAGCGCCCCGCAGAGUCCGUCCCACCAAAGCACGAUGUCAAAGCAGACGCCAAAUCCGACGCCAACGCAGACACAAAAGAUGACGCCAAACCCGACCCUCCCAAAAACAUAGAGUACUUACCUGGGAUGCAUCGGCCUUUCGGUGAGGGCGUAAGUCGUACCGUCUUGCGGAGAAAGAGGAGGCAAGCUAAGAAGAUGGAGGAUGAGAGACGAAUGACUGAGACACUGAAGCGGCAAGGAGAGGGUGGGGAGAGUGAAGAGAGAGGGGUGGAAGUACAAGAGCAGGGAACAGAAGAUGAGAAGAGACAGUUGGACUCACAAGUACGUGCACGAGAGCGUGCAGAAGAGUCUGAAGCCCAACAGCCGCCCCAACAGCCGCUAACGGUCGAACGCACAAUCGACAAAGUACCGCAAUACGGACCGGAAAGCAUCAAAAAGGCCGAGGAAGUCUUACCUAAGCCCGUCCCACGAACCCACCAAAUCGUACCUAACCAAGACACCGAAACCGACACCGACAAACCAGCCUUCGUACGCGCCAAGAGACCCCUCCAGUCCCUACCUGAACUCAGACGCUCGAGGCAUGUUGAAUGGAGGAAAUUGGAGCGAACAGAAUUGCCCGGGCCGCCUAGACAUAUCGUGAAGCCUGCGACAGACGUCAAGGGCAAGGCCCCAGGAACAAAGUCGCUGCAAGACUUUUUGGAUAGCAUGAAUGAGGUUGCUGCGCAUUCGCCUUUUGAGGCGGAGCCGAGACAGCAGACUCGUCCUAUGUCGAUGCUGGAGGGGGGGAUGGAGGUACCAGUGCAACAACCAUCCUUCGCUCAACAACCCGUUUCACAGACCAAAUCCACCUCCUCACAAUCCCAACGACAACAAUCCCAAUUACAACAGUCCCAACAACAACCAUCCCUCCCCCACCUCACCCCCACCGGCUCCGCACACAUGGUCUCGGUAUCCGCCAAAGAACACACGACCCGCACCGCCAUCGCCGUCGGAACCGUGUAUUUCACCAACGCCGUGCCCCUCCGCCUCAUCCGCUCAAACGCCAACAAGAAAGGAGAUGUACUGGGUACAUCGCGCAUAGCCGGCAUAAUGGCCGCGAAAAAAUGCCCAGACCUAAUCCCCUUGUGCCACCCCAUCGCCCUAACCCACGUCAGCGUUGAACUCCGCCUUUUUGGUGAUAAGUGGGAUCCGCGGACAACAACAACAACAAAGGAAGAGGAGAUGGAGGGGAUUAUGGGGGUAUUGGAGAGAAGUGAGAUAUUAGGGGGGAAGGGCAAGGGGAAGGGGAAAAUGGGUUUUGGGGGUGUGAACAUCGAAGCCAAAGUGCAAUGUACGGGGCCGACGGGAGUGGAGAUGGAGGCCCUAACGGCGGUUAUGGGCGCGGCGCUUAGUGUGGUGGAUAUGUGUAAGGCGGUGGAUAGGGCGCAGAGGGUGAGUGGUGUUAGGGUUGUAAUGAAGGAGGGGGGGAGGAGUGGGGAGUGGAGAGAAGAGGGGUGGAGGAGUUGGCAGGAAUGA
Molecule: messenger RNA, 5166 nt
Organism: Alternaria ethzedia
Lineage: Eukaryota; Fungi; Ascomycota; Dothideomycetes; Pleosporales; Pleosporaceae
Exons: 3
Coding region: 1-5166 (1721 amino acids)
Biological process (GO): Mo-molybdopterin cofactor biosynthetic process
Molecular function (GO): metal ion binding; 4 iron, 4 sulfur cluster binding; cyclic pyranopterin monophosphate synthase activity
Source: RefSeq, a predicted model, not a curated record